Molecule: messenger RNA, 4322 nt
Organism: Styela clava
Lineage: Eukaryota; Metazoa; Chordata; Ascidiacea; Stolidobranchia; Styelidae
Source: RefSeq, a predicted model, not a curated record
GUGUACCUUCUGGAAAAGGUUACGUUGUUAGGAUACAUGGUGAUUUUCGUAAGAGUCUUUUCUAUAUAAAGCUCACAAUAAAGUUGACAAUAUUAUCAGGUUUUCAAAUAUGGGCGAUGCCAGGAGAAAGUUUCUAUUCGUGUAGUCAGAGGUUCUGAACGGUUGUUCCAACAUGAUCGACUGUCUACAGAAAAGUUAUAUUUCGCAACAGAGCGCUUUGCCUUUCGAUAAAUUGUAUGACGAGUAUAUAUAAGUGAUUCCCCGGUGGGGCUCGAUCUCAAGCUGCGAUUACGAUAGUUUUAAGUAAGCAUUUUGUGUUCCAUUCAUUUAAAUGUUUUGAUACCGGUUCGUGGUGAACAUAAUAUUCAAUGUUAUCGGUCCUUCUCCGUACAGAGAAAGACAUUUCAUACAUUCGUCAGGUCUUGACAUAAAAUUGUCAAUUGGAUCUUUUCUUACUGAACCUACCCAGCAACAAAUUCAAUUUUCAUCGUAAGCUUUAGUUGAGUGUUAGUCCUGGAAUAAUCCAGACAGUGAAAGAGAUUAUUUUAUUGACUAUGGUAUGUGGUGAUUGUUCUAUAAAGUUGAUGAAUCACCUUCUAAACGAAGUUAUCGUUCUAGAUUUCCAACUAAAGCCCGUCCGCCCCCUCAUGUCACGUGGCUCUUACGACAAGACUUUCCGUUUUACGCGAAACAGGCCCUGCUUAUGAUACAUUUCUUUCAGUCUACUUAUCAAAAAGUGCUUCAUUUGAGUAUAGUAUAGAUAGAUGAAGACAACUGAAAAACAAUGCAAAAGAAAAUUUACGUAUUGAUGAUCUUGAUGUUGAUUGGAAAAUUCGGAUUUUCUGAUCGCCCUAUUACAUACGAAGCUCAUUCCAAAGAAAUGUGUGGAAUUUUUCAUGUUGAAUACAUACCAUUACGAGAUGGCUACGUCAUGUUUUGCUGUAAAUGUAGGGAACCACUGAUACAGGUUAAACUCUGCAGGUACGGCUUGCCAGAGACGACCGAGUGUGUUUGCCCGAACACAGUACCAUUCAACAACACUUUCACAGAGAAUGAGAUUUCCACAGAGGAUGAACAAUCAAAUACAAGCGUCAGAAUCAACACUGAUUGUCCACCUAGCACAAGUAUCAAUGAUGAUGAUGAGGCCGAAGUGAAUAUCUUCGCCGAAAUUGAAAUUAAGUUGAGUGAAUUACAAAAAGAGUUACGAGAACUAAAAAAGUCUCCUCCAAUCAACUGUGAAUGUGUGUCAACUGCGGCAAUCGUUAUGAUUUGUCUAAUGUUAUUUAUUGGACCUUUUGUUGCGCUGAUAAGUUAUCAUGGUAGUUGCCCAUGGAUUAUACAAAAGCUCUGUAAUCUUUCAUCUGGCAGCAAAAAAGAAUCAUUUGAUGCAGUAAACACUUCAAACGUCAUCUGCCACAAUGGUGAACAGAAAGAAGCAGAGAGAAAACAAGGUGAAGCCAAGCCGAAACAGAAAUCAACAAGGAGAGACAAGAACUCACGCAGAAAAUGAACUGAGAUAAAAGACAUCAAAAUGUCAUCUUGGAUGCCGCAGCUCCCCUUGCCAAGCAUAAUUAUUCUUGAUAUAAUUGCAUAUUUAUUGUAUUUGUAUCAUUUAAUAUUUCUUGCUGGUUGAAAAAAUUAAAUUGACUAUGACCUAUACUUCCUGUUUACGAUACGCCCAACUUUCUUUUUAUUCGGUCAUGGUCAUUCUGCCAUUUUAGUUAUACAGUUACAGGAUGGGAUUACAUAUUUAUCCCGGAGAAGAGAAAAGCCAAUAAUACGGCUUACUCAUAUGGCGAACCACCUUUCGUCCGCUUACCAGUCGAUGUCGGGUAUCGGAUGGGUUAGCCAGUUAUUAAUUUCAGAUGCAUGCUCUUGUGUUAAGUAGUUUGACCAUGGUUUGGUCUCAUAUACUUAUACAUGUAAGGUAUUGUCAUAAGGUAUUGGUCUGAGGGGGUGGUGAAUUGAAAAAAAAAUUACAUUGAAGUAAAAUUUAAUUUGAUAUUGAACCUUGGCUGUCGCGGCUUGGUUCCCCAUAACUUUCCUUCCCAAGUUAAAAUGUAUGUUAAGUUUUAUUUAUUUUUUCUCAAUUUCGUAUGUUAUAUUUCACUGGACGGAAUAAAUGUUGGGUAUUCAAUCUGGCCCGGCUGAUGCUGCCAUAAAUUUCUGCUUUUCAUCAAUUCUGCUUGCACUAUGUAUAUAGUUGUUGUUAUUAAAAUCUAGAUGGUGCUAUAGGUUGUUAGAUUAUGAUUGUAGUCUAUGUAAAUUGUAUUUUGGGUUGCCAAGGACUUUCUAGUUAUGGGGACGUUAACAAAACUUCACGUUUUCUCGCUCACUCGAUUCGACGGCGUUUCAAUUUAGUAUCGACAAAGAUUUGUUAACGUCCCCAAAGCGCUAUCUCAACGUCCUUUUUUGUUCAUAGCUUACGCAUUCUUACCAUAAUAUUUAGUCUAUCGCUUUCCCCUGGUUUCUAAUAAUCUGUUGCUGUAUGUCUUUUCUGCACCCUAAUUCGUGAAGAUUGAUAGCUAAAUAUUUAAAGACUAAUUUUUGUCCAUUUCAGUGACUGAACUGACCUUCAGUCUGAUGAAUUUCAACAAAUCCAAACACAGAUUUUAAUUGACCGAUACUCAUCUCAAAUCUGUUUUGACAAUUGCCACAACCUAACUAAAACCAAAUUUUGAUGUUUUGGCUAAAAAUAAUAGCUCAAAGAAUUUGUUGAGAUUGCGAUUAAAUUUAGUUUCGACACAAGGCUUAAUUGUAAACAUAAAAUGUAACUUUUUACGUCACAGUUACAUGGCCUGCCAGUCUAGGUGGGCAAAAUUUUUGUCCCCUGGUCCAAAAAGCUUGCCCACCCCUGCUAUGAGGAAUGGGAUCCCUCGGAUGUUUGAAUAACUUACUACUCCACACACCAAAUUUUUAGCAAUAUUGGAGUUUCGAAACCGAAUCAAUGAUUUGAAAUUUUAUGAGUAUGUUUUACGAAACACUAAGAUUGUAUAUUAUUAGUUGUAAACCUAUUUGAAAGUAAUUAAAUAACGAGGCAUAUCAGCUAAGAUUCAAAAUCAGCUAAGAUUCGUCCAGCAAUGCUGUCGUACAUAAUGAGAAACUUCGUAAAUAUUCGAACCCGUAUCUUCAUCCAGGAUAAUUAACAGUUAUUGUAAAUAAAUUUUUAAUUGAUAUAAUUCGCAAUACCAGAAACAGCAUAUUGUCAAUUCAAAUCGCGUUCAUUUUCUACAUAUUUGAACUGUGUAGCCAUUAUUUCAUAGCCACGAAUGUUUCUAAUGCAAUGUGUAAUUGUUAUAAAAUCACUCAUUAUUUACUCCGUUCUCUGCGAAAUCCGUUUCAAUAUUGAAAAGUAUAAACUAACUAUUAUGGAGAUUUAUUGAACGUACGUACUUAACUCGGUGCAAAUGAUUGUGAAAAAUUUCCUUGGUUACAAUUUAAACUUCGACUUCUUAUUGUGCCAUAAUCCUUGACUGUGCUUUUUAGAGUUUUAGAUGACAGUUUGGCCUUUGCAGUGUUCGCGAAUUCCGAUUAAUUAUACAAAUUUCCACAUUUUUCAUUAUAUUAUUUAAUUGUUUGCAUAUGCAUAUAAUUGUCUCGGGGAAUUAUAAAAUACAUAUCGACAUGCUUAAGAACCUUAAGCCGACAGUCACCAGGUAAUAUUUCUUUCAUGAUCCAUGUGAGCUACAUGUUCGUUAGAGGUGUAGUUUUUCCAAAUGCUAAAAAGCCAAAUUUCUAAUUUUGUGAAUCAUGGGGGCAAUUUCGGACAGUAGAAUACUCGACCUAUUUCAUUGACGAUAGGUUGAAAUGUAUUAUGCCUUUGCAACACAUAAUCAUGAAACUAAAUAAAAUGUGCUUACGAGAUCAGAGGGAAUGCAAAAACUUAUGAUCAAAUUAGAUCGUGGGCGGUAGAGGAGUCACCACUCUGGUAGUGGAAUGAUGCGCCACAGUGACCGUACAUUUGAACCCAUGUGUAUAUCCGCGGGAUCAAUUUAUAUGCGGGUGCUAAAACCCAUGAGUUAGGGUUAGUAUGGGUUCAAAUAUCGGUAAACCAAUUCCAUAGGUUCAAUUGUCGGGGUUUCAAAUGUAAUGGAACCAUGCGUCACACCGUUGAGCAUACACUGAAUAUUUUUGCAACUAGCUCAAAAGAUAUUUCAGAACGCGACAUUAAAUACAUAAGAUAUUCGCUACUAGCGGUUUAUGCAAUACUUGAAUAAAUUGCAUUGUAAAGAUCAUUUGUGCGUGUGCGAAGAUGCUUCGAACUCAGGCCAAUUAUAGCAAACGUUCCGUUGUGCACAGACGCUAGGAAUCGCGAGACUCGA